Molecule: messenger RNA, 1676 nt
Organism: Chelmon rostratus (copperband butterflyfish)
Lineage: Eukaryota; Metazoa; Chordata; Actinopteri; Chaetodontiformes; Chaetodontidae
Gene: sac3d1
Product: SAC3 domain containing 1
Exons: 4
Coding region: 17-1189 (390 amino acids)
Biological process (GO): centrosome duplication; spindle assembly
Cellular component (GO): spindle; centrosome; nucleus
Source: RefSeq, a predicted model, not a curated record
UGCUCAAAGGAGUCCAAUGAACCGGAGGAGAGCACCUCGUCGCGUCUCUAACUCUCAGAGGAGGGAUGCACCAGCAAGAGGAGAGUGGAGACAAAGGAAUCAAGAGCAAUGGCAAGGCCAAGGCAAAGCGCUGGAGAGAGAGGCAGCAGAGAAUGACACAGUGCCCAGGGGGGCCUGCCAGACCAUGUGCCCUGCUCGUGAGCUGCGGGACCGUGAGGUGCAGAACCGUCUUCAUCAUUUUGAGAUGUUAGCAGGCACGGAAAGAGAUCGACGGCCCAGGGGCGACCCCUUGCGUGCAGUCAAAGAGUACUCCAGACCAGCAGCUGGCAAAGACUCAACGAAUCCCACUGACCUCCGUUCACCUGAUGUGUUGCUGAAAACUGUGAGUUACCUUAUUGAUGACAUCGCUGCCUCCCCUCAUCUACAUCCUUGGACAGAGGUGUACAGCUUUGUCUUCGAUCGGCUGCGUGGUGUGAAGCAGGACAUGAUCAUUCAGAGGAUGUCUGGGUUGAACUGUGUGGCCAUUUUGGAAAAGACAGUGCGUUUCCUCAUCUAUGCCUCUUAUCGGCUUUGUGGUGAGCCCCUGAGGCUCUAUGACCCGUGCAUUAAUGACACACACCUCCAGGAGAAUCUUAGCUGGCUGCUGGAUUGCUAUGCAACCGGAACAGGACCACAUCCCAACCAGGAAGAGUUCCAGGCUCUUGGUCUGCUGUACAACUUGGGUUCAACUCGUGCCACACAGCACAUCAUGGAGCUCCCUGAGCGGCUCCGCAGCUCUCCUGCCAUCACACUCGCUCUUUCCAUCAACAGAGCUUUUCUGGAGCGAAACCCUGUGUGUUUGCUCCGAUUGGCUCAGAGGUUGAACUUCUUGCAGAGCUGUGCUCUACACCGUCACCUUGUGGCAUGUCGUAGAGAUCUGCUGCUAAUAUACAGCCACGGAUACAACAGCCGCAGCUGUCGCUUUCCUCUUGACAGACUGGCACAGCUCUUGUCCUUGGACGAGUCGCUCGCAGCUCAACUCUGUCAGGCAUAUGGACUGGAGGUAAACCAGGACAACCAAGUUGUUUUCUCCAAGGCUGCUUUCGCUGACCCUGGACAAGGGAAACUCUACUGCAAUCUGUAUCACAACAUAGUGGCUGAGAAACAGAGAGCCCUCACUAUUGGGAACAUCAUUCACGGUUGCUCUUGAGACAAAUCAAAGGUGUUAAUCAGUAAUACCAGUAAUGUCAUCCUCUGUUGGUAUUCACUGGGAAACUGUCUGUUUGUUCCUGUCCCUCCACGCAGUGGACAGUGCAGCUUGCAGGGAUUUCAAGUCUUGUUUCAGGACACAUCAGCAGUGAAGCUAUUUUGUCAUUAAGUGAUCUUUCUACUCAUUUUUUAUAUAUUGGAUUUGAGCCUUAAGGCUUCCUUCUAGGAUGCCCAACACUGGUAUGUUUUUUUUCAAUGACAUGUUCAACACAAGGGUCAGGGUUGUUGUUGAACGAAGUGUCUGCCAUGCUCUACCUGAGGGAGGCGGAGCUCAGAAAGAAGAUCCCUGCAUGUGGUGCCUGAGUUACUGUUAUGCUGUCACUCAAGUUGUUACUGUUUUAAAUGUUAAAUUAAUGGCGUAUUGUACGAAGUAUUUCAGAAAACCAACUGGAGCACCUGUACUUCAAAAGCAUUUCAAUAAAUUUUGC